GGUGAAAACCCGAAAUCGAGAGCUGCCGAAAAAUGCCGCGAAAUCCAAGUGAGUGCCGUCGGUGAGGCCUUCGCCACCCCGAACCGUGGGCGUGUAAGCGUGGUUGUAAGAAGCCAAAAAGAAACCGUUGCAGAUUCAAAGAACAGCGUUUCCAGACGACUCGACUAUGUUAUCCAAACUUUGCAUACCCACAACGUCAAGGAGGGUGAUGUGAGCACGACAAGAUCUGUGAGGAGAAUUGACGGUCUCUUUCAUGUAGAAGCUGAGGUCCUGGUUGUUUUUGUUGACCUCAUCAAAUGCCAGGAGGUGUGCAACUUUCUUGUAGAGAAACUUGAUGACUCUGUGACAGUCUCACUCCCAUGCUUCUUUCAUGCACCACAUAGUGUGGAUAAUGUGAGGAGGCAAGCCUGUGUGAAUGCAGUGAAGAAUGCAAGACAGAAAGCCAUUGAGGUAACCCGUCUACUCCGUCAAUCUCUGGGUCAUCCCAUUAUGAUCAAGGAGGAACAUUGCCAUGAAUGGGAGGGACCAGCUGCUGCUCAGGAAACCGGUAAUGGUCAAGAAGGACCAAUGACCUUUCAACAACGAUUGACCUCUGGGACUUUAAAUGUGUCAGUCAAGGUGCUGGCUAGUUUUGAACUUGUUCCAAGAGAAAAAUCAAAAGGAAAUAAAACGUAACGGAGGUCCAUGGACAUAAUAGAACACUAUCACAAGCCUGGUUCAGAUAUAGCAUGAUAAGCAUGGUAGUUUAAUGAUGAGAAAAGUGUGAUACACAUUUCUGUAACUUCAGAGAAAACUCAGUGAAUACGCAUCUGACCUUUGUUGCGUGCAGUUGCUAUUCAGUUACAUGCAAACCACCAUGGUUUACCACUUUGUGUCUGAAUAAGUCUUAAUCUUGGCUGUCUUGGAGUUUGCCAGGUUCAGUGAAUAGUAGGCCUGAAGAAAAAACAUCUUGAAAUCUACGGUCGGCUUUUUAAAAAAGUUCUUUUUUUUUUACCGUUUUUUAUAAAAAAUAUGUAUUAAAAGAGGGAAAUUUUUAUAUUUUGUUUUAAAGGUUUCCGACCGACCGACCCAUGUUUUGGCACCUCAAGGGCAAUACAACAUCUUUCUUUUUUAUGCCUUAGAGGUAACCCUCAAUGCCACAUUGGAGGAUGGGUCAAUGCUACAUGUAUGUAGAAAACCUGUUGAUUAUAUAGACUGUUAUCUUCUUACAGAUUGUUAGUUGAUAGAGAUCAAACAGUUUUAGCCUCAGUGAAAUGCUUUCACACUUUUUAUGUGAUUCAAUGAACACACAUACUCCCAAAAGGGCAAUCUAGUCUAUGUAAUAAAAUCAUUUGUAUGAAAGCCCCAAAAAUAAGAGAUACUGAACAAAGAGUGUUUGAAAUAAAUCAGACCAAUAAAAGAGUAAGGAAUGUUUGAAAUGUAAGAUCAAUACACCUAUGCAAAUCUCAAAAUGGCAGUUUGGUCAGUGGAUUGUGGCAUAGUCACCGACAACCCUCCCAUUUUUAAUGUUUAAAAAUAUUAUUUUCUGUUUUCCUCCCUAAGAAAUAUAGGAACUGGCUUUCAGUCAAAAUUUCAUAUAAACAGCUAUACUUGAUAUUGCGAGGGUCCAGGUUAUCCCAUGAAAACACAUGCUUUAGCCUUAUACACAGACCAGUGAAAGGUUAUUAUGGAACAUAUGUAUGCUCCUGCCAGUUGUCGCAGUCAAGUUUCAUACAUUAUCAGAAUUCCUUAUUUCAUCCCAGAAUCCUUUACUACACCUAAACCUACCGGUACCCCCCCCCCCCCCCCCCCAUUACAUUUUCUUCUUUUUGUUGCAUUUGAUUUUAUUGUGAUGUCAAUCACAAUAACAAGAGAUAUAAGAUAUUAAUGCAUUGUAAAUAAAGAUGAAUUGAUACACAGCAA
Molecule: messenger RNA, 1902 nt
Organism: Strongylocentrotus purpuratus (purple sea urchin)
Lineage: Eukaryota; Metazoa; Echinodermata; Echinoidea; Camarodonta; Strongylocentrotidae
Gene: irak1bp1
Product: interleukin-1 receptor-associated kinase 1-binding protein 1
Exons: 3
Biological process (GO): immune response; canonical NF-kappaB signal transduction
Source: RefSeq, a predicted model, not a curated record